Molecule: messenger RNA, 1354 nt
Organism: Rhodamnia argentea
Lineage: Eukaryota; Viridiplantae; Streptophyta; Magnoliopsida; Myrtales; Myrtaceae
Product: DAR GTPase 2, mitochondrial
Exons: 8
Coding region: 128-1282 (384 amino acids)
Cellular component (GO): mitochondrion
Molecular function (GO): GTP binding; GTPase activity
Source: RefSeq, a predicted model, not a curated record
UCUUAAUAUAUUGAAGAAACCGUUGGUCACUGGACAAGGACUUAACCGUUGCUCUCGAUGAGAAUCACGGACAGUUGCUUUUAACUGAUUUUCGAAAUACCCAGAGACAAGAAGAAAAGCAGGGACAAUGGAGACGGCAACGGCUGUCCUGGCCCAGCGGAUAGGCGCGGUGAUCAGGAGAGCUUCGAAGAAGAGAGCCUCCGACUGGUGGUACAGCCCUCACAUGGCCGCGACGUCCAGUGCGAUCGCAGAACGCCUCCCGCUCGCCGAUCUCAUCCUCGAAGUCAGGGACGCCAGGGUUCCGCUGUCAUCUAAGUAUGAGCUACUGAAGAAUUUCCCAUCUCCAUUGAGGCGGAUUGUGGUACUGAACAAGAUGGACCUCGCGAACAGUUCUCGUACCAAGGAGUGGAUGAGGUACUUUGAGCUGACAAACUGCGAAUCUUUUGCUGUGAAUUCCCAUAAUAGGGAAAGUAUUAAGCAGUUUUUGAAUUUCUUACAAGCCAAAGUAAGAGAGUUAAAAAAGAUGGAUAAUUCUUGCAGCACUGCGGCAAUUAUGUUAGUUGGAAUCCCUAACGCUGGAAAGUCUGCCCUUGCCAAUUCAUUACAUAAUAUUGGCAGGAUAAGUGCGGCAGAGAAAGGAAAGUUGAAGCAUGCAGUGGUGAGCUCACAGCCAUGUGAGACGAAAGAUAUUAGCAGUUUGAAGAUUGCCAGCAAUCCAAAUGUUUACGUGUUGGACACUCCAGGAGUCUUACCUCCAGAUAUUUCCGACUUUGAGACAGGCUCCAAGCUAGCUUUGAUUGGUACACUUAGGGAUUCCUUGGCUGGAAAAAAACAACUUGCGCAGUUGUUCCUAUCAAUACUUGACUCAGGUAGAGAAUAUAAACAAUGGGAAAACCUGUCAACCUCUGGAUCUGGCAGGUUGAGUGUGGAUUUCAGAGAAGAAUAUUCAGGCAGCUCUGAAAUUGAAACAAGAAGGAAAAGGCAGUAUCCCUCAGAUCAUACCCAGGAUUUCAUUGUUCAAGAUGUCCGCCGCGUCCUUUAUGAGAGCAUUUCCUCCACAUGUGUCAAUCUGAGAUGUAGGAAAGAGGUGUUGAGACUUAUCGAGUUACAACUGGCCGCUUUGCGAAAACCUUUUAGGAUCCCCUUGGAAUUAGGUGAAGAAGAUGCCUGUAUCAGAGUUUCCGAGAAGUUAUUAAAUCUAUAUCGAAUUGGGAGGCUCGGACAUUUUACUUUGGACAGUAUCCCAAACCCAAAAGACAUUGAUCUUCAUGAUACUUCAUAAAAUUACCAAUUUCUUAUCUUGAUAUAGUUGGUGACUAUACUUAGUCUUUCUCCGCAUUGCUGAAGUUUUUGA